AUGUCAAAACAUAUCCCAUCAGAAUUACUUAAUUUGGUAUUUUUAGAAAUCUACAAUGAUCGUUUCUUACUUUACAAUCUAAAAAUUCAUUAUUUAUACAAUUGUCUAUUAGUAAAUCGUUUUUGGUGUAAAAAUGUGGUUUCUCUACUUUGGUCUCUUGUCUUCGCUUUUAGUUUGAAAAAAAAAUCUUCGAAAACUCGCGCAGUGAUUAUUGAUACUUGUCUUAAAUUUAUUAAUAAAGAGCAACAAACAGAUUUAUUAAAGUCUGGAAUUCAUGUUGAUGUAGCUCCUUCAUUAUUUAAAUAUCCAUCAUUCAUUAAAGACAUUAAAUUUGAGGCCUUAUUGUUAAAUGUAAGAGACUGGAUUUUUCUUAGGCAUCCUUCUGAAGUUGAUCGUAAUUUGAUUUUAAGAAUCUUGCUGGAAGUGUUGGCUGAAUAUGGCUCUAAUUUAGAUUGUUUUGUGUCGGACCAUCUUUCCUUGGAUCUUUCUAGUAUAGCAAUAAGAGAAAGGUUGCCAUUGAACGAACUAACAAUAUUGGGAAAUAAAAAUAUUAAAAAUAUAUUUAGUCAUGUGAAUGAGUUGUGGAUAGGUGGUAGAUCCCUGGAAAACCCAUUCAUUAGCGUGAUUACCAAUAUUUGUCAUAAUGUGGUUCGAAACUAUGAUCAUAUCGUUUGA
Molecule: messenger RNA, 675 nt
Organism: Dentiscutata heterogama
Lineage: Eukaryota; Fungi; Glomeromycota; Glomeromycetes; Diversisporales; Gigasporaceae
Source: the annotation of a GenBank genome assembly